Messenger RNA from Penicillium nucicola, 312 nucleotides. Its product is annotated as histone H4. Gene Ontology annotation, molecular function: DNA binding; protein heterodimerization activity; structural constituent of chromatin. The transcript is spliced from 2 exons. Gene Ontology annotation, cellular component: nucleosome. NCBI's taxonomy places the organism in Eukaryota, Fungi, Ascomycota, Eurotiomycetes, Eurotiales, Aspergillaceae. The coding region runs from base 1 to 312 and encodes 103 amino acids. Gene Ontology annotation, biological process: nucleosome assembly. The record is from RefSeq and is a predicted model, not a curated record.
AUGUCUGGACGCGGCAAGGGCGGCAAGGGCCUCGGCAAAGGUGGUGCCAAGCGCCACCGCAAGAUUCUUCGCGACAACAUCCAGGGUAUCACCAAGCCCGCCAUCCGUCGUCUCGCCCGUCGUGGUGGUGUCAAGCGUAUCUCUGCCAUGAUCUACGAGGAGACCCGCGGUGUCCUGAAGACCUUCCUUGAGUCCGUCAUCCGUGACGCUGUCACCUACACCGAGCACGCUAAGCGUAAGACUGUCACCUCCCUUGAUGUUGUCUACGCUCUCAAGCGCCAGGGCCGUACCCUCUACGGUUUCGGUGGUUAA